GACAGUGGAGCGGCUGUCAGUGUCAGACAGACACUCUCCGGCACCAGGCUGCUGGAGUCCGCCUACGUCCCCCUUUAUUGGCCACCUGCCUAUCCCAGAAUAAAACAGGGCAGUGCAAAAAAAAAAAAAAAAAAUCUGCAGCAGAAGACGAGAGACAGCAUAGCGAGUGACCGGCAGUCCAUCGGAUCAAGCCUGGGUCCCGGGUUGCCCACUUGACGACGCUUGUUUGUUUUAGUUACCAGCAUAUUGAGCUGAGGAGCCCGGGGAAAGCUGGCAACCACUUGCAUGGAUGCACCAUGGCCACGUUUGUGUGCAGGAUUCAGUUUUUAGACGACACCGAUCCGUUCAACAGCACUAAUUUUCCAGAACCGACCCGACCGCCGCUGUACACCUUCAGGGAGGACAUCCCCCUCAUCAACCAACUUGCAGGCAUCCACCGGCUCCUGAAGGCUCCACACAAGCUCGAUGAUUGUGCGCUGCAGCUUUCCCACAAUGGCACCUAUCUGGACUUGGAGUCCUCCUUGGCAGAGCAAAGGGACGAGCUGGAAGGCUUCCUGCAAGAUGAAACAGGGUCCAGAGGGAAAAAGCACAGUGUUGUUUUACGAACCCAGCUGACCGUCCGCGUACACGCCUGCAUCGAAAAACUGUAUAACUCCAAUGGACGUGACUUGAGAAGGGCGCUGUUUUCGCUUAAGCAAGUUUUUCAGGAUGACAAAGACCUCGUCCAUGAGUUUGUGAUGGCUGAAGGUUUGACGUGUCUCAUCAAAGUGGGCGCCGAAGCGGACCAGAACUACCAGAACUAUAUAUUAAGAGCUCUGGGACAGAUCAUGCUUUACGUUGACGGGAUGAACGGGGUCAUCAGCCACACUGAGACAAUCGAGUGGCUUUAUACACUUGUGGGGUCAAAGUUCCGCCUGGUGGUUAAAACAGCAAUGAAACUCUUGCUGGUCUUCGUGGAGUACUCUGAAUCCAACGCCUCGCUUCUCAUAGAAGCCAUUGCUACAGUGGAUUCCAAAAGAGGUUGCAAAGCGUGGUCCAAUGCUAUUGAGAUCUUGCAGGAGAAAGACGGCGUGGACACAGAGCUCCUGAUCUACGCCAUGACCCUCAUCAACAAGACGCUGGCAGCAUUACCGGACCAGGACUCUUUUUACGACAUGGUGGACGGUCUGGAGGAGCAAGGAAUGGAGACGGUAACCCAGAGACACCUGAAUCGGAAAGGAACUGAUCUGGAUUUGGUUGAGCAGCUCAACAUCUACGAGUCCACCCUCCGGCAUGAGGACGGCGACGACGACAGCCAGCCUCCGCCGACGGGUCGACGGGAUCGUCGGCGAGCGAGCAUCGGGGGCGGGGAUAAGCGGUGCGGGUUGGAAAGGAGGCGGAGCCGCAGGGCUUCUCUGGUGCGAUCCGGCCAGGCGUCCCCCUGCAGCCCCGCGUCCCCACAAAGGGCAGGCUUCCAUCCGUUGAACGGGCAAAGGCCUGAGGAAAUUAGCGAGAGAGAUGAGGAAUAUGAGGAUGCAGUGAUAAAGGAGUAUGAAGAGGAUCCGCCCGCCCUGACCGAAUCCGAUUCCGAUGAAAACGAUGACGCUUUUUUGACUAGUCAGAAUAGUUCCAGCUCGGUUCGCCAUUUUCCAUCCAUCAUUCAACGGACAAUCCAAUCCAUCACCAUCACAUCCAAACCCAUACACGAGCGAGAUCCCGGGAUUUGGAAGGAAUCAUCCCCCGUGUCCCCUCCUCCCAUGCCCUCCCCCCUAAGCCCCCCCUUGACUCCCCUGUCCCCUCCUCCCAUGCCCUCCCCCCUCAGCGCCCCCUCUCUUCUGGCCGCCCUGUUGGCCAGGAAGAAGGUCACCAGCACAGUGCCAGCCAGCAAAGAGGUCGGCCCGCCAUUGCGCGGCGGCUCGUAUCCCUCCCCCGAGCAACUCCCAUACAAACCCCACUCGCCCUUUCACCUCUUCUCCUACGACAUGGAGGAAGAGACGUCACCUCAAUCUCCAAUCCAAGCCGAAGUGCAGACAGAUAAUGCGACACCUCCAAGGAACGGGGGUCCCGGGUCCUACUCCACUCACGGCGGCUCCUCGACGCCCACCAGUCCCAGGCCUCCCCUGGGAGGUCUCCUAUCUUCCUCGUACCGACAACACCAGGAGUCGUUGGCGGCCGAACGAGAGCGGCGCCGCAUGGAGAGAGAGGAGAGGCUGCAGAGGAUCGAACGAGAGGAGAGGAACAAACACAGCCGAGACUACUUGGAUAAAAUGGAGGAGGCCCGGUUGGCGCGGGAAGAAAGGUAUAAGAACGUGGAGCGCUUGGCGGCCGAGGAGUACGAGAAGGAACGCGUCCCCCGCGGGCCGAGGACCCGCCUGGAACUCGACCUGACCUUCGAACCUUCCGAGACGUGGCCGUCGUCCACGCGGAGCAUCACGGCGUCCUCGCAGGAGGACGUUGAGGCCGACGACGAAGCCGAACAACCCGUUAGCACUUACGCGCCCUCUCAAGCUGUGACAGAAGAAGCCGACGACUCGAGGGCCAGCGUAGAACCCGAGGAGAACAAAACCGAGGAGGAACAAGAGGAGCAAGAAGAAGAGAAGGAGGUGCAAGAAGAAGCGGAGAUCGAAAGCGAGGAGGAAGGCGAGCAGGAGGAGACUCAAGAGACGAAGGUGCAGGAGGAGGCCGAGGAGGACAGCGGCAUCCUGAGCGACAAGGAGAGGCAAAACGAGGAGGUGAACGAGAAGGACAAUUGCUCGGCUUCCAGCAUCUCCUCAGCUAGCAGCACCCUGGAGAGAGAAGAGCGAGGGAACAGCGAGAAUGACCUCAAAGAAGAAGUAAACAAACAAAGUAGCAAACUCAACAGUAAACUUUUCAUGCUGGACAUGUUGUACUCGCAAAACAAGAAGCCCUGCGAGGAAGAGGAGGAUGCCGAGAGGGAGAAAGAAGAAGGAGAGGACAAAGAGGAGACGCACAAGGACGUUGACGAACAGCCGAGCGAUGAACAGUUACAGAACGAGCACGAUGAGAAAAACGAUCAGCGGGGGAGCAUACGGCAAUUCGCCGAGCGUUUCGGAGAUUUGAUCAAGGACAUGAACCACACGCACUUGGACGGCCAAGUUGAAGAUCUAAUGCCGCUUCUUCCUCCCAAAAAGGAGUCGGACACCAUCUGGGACCAACUCUUAGCUAGCCCUCGAGAGCUGCGCAUCGGCGACAUCAACUUCACCGACCUGACGGAGGACGACGACGUCGAUAUCCUGGACGCUAAUUUGAUGAGCAGCUGCGGCGACCUACCGCCGCCGCCGCCUCCCCCUGCCCCUCCCCUUCCUCCGCCUCCGCCUCCUAUGCUCUCCUUCGCGUCCUUCCCUCCACCCCCGCCUGUCCUCAGCAGUUGCCCGCCACCUCCUCCCUUGUCGAACAUGAUGCUGCCUCCUCCACCUCCCCCGUCGUUCAGCUCCCUAAUGCACGGGCCUCCUCCCGAACCUCCUCUUUUCAACAAGAAGAAGAAGACAAUCAGAUUAUUCUGGAAUGAGGUGCGUCCAGAAGUUCCAUGCAGGGACUACAAGAGGAAUGGAGACUCCGUUUGGACUAAACUGGAGUCAGUGAAAUUAGACACAGUCAAACUGGAACAUCUGUUUGAGUCCAAGUCAAAAGAAAUGCCUGUGACCAAGAAAACUGCAGCGGACGGUAAGCGCCAGGAGAUUAUCGUGCUGGAUUCCAAAAGGAGCAACGCCAUCAACAUCGGGCUAACCGUUCUGCCCCCGCCUCGCACCAUCAAGACGGCCAUCCUCAAUUUUGAUGAAUACGCGCUCAACAAGGAAGGCAUCGAGAAAAUCCUCACGAUGAUCCCGACUGAGGAGGAGAAGCAGAAGAUCCAGGAGGCUCAAUUGGCUAACCCCGACACUCCUCUGGGUUCGGCCGAGCAGUUCCUCCUCACUUUGUCGUCCAUCAGCGAGCUCUCCGCCCGACUUCAGCUGUGGGCCUUCAAGAUGGACUACGAGGCAACUGAAAAGGAAGUAGCUGAGCCACUGCAGGAUCUGAAGGAGGGGAUGGAACAACUUGAGAAGAACAAGACUCUCCGCUACAUUCUCUCCACGUUGCUCGCAAUCGGAAAUUUCCUCAAUGGAACCAACGCCAAAGGUUUCGAGCUGACAUAUUUGCAGAAGGUCCCCGAAGUAAAGGACACGGUCCAUAAACAGUCUCUGCUACAUCACGCCUGCUCGGUGGUGGUGGAGAACUUUCCUCAAAGCACGGACCUCUACUCGGAAAUCGGAGCCAUCACACGUUCCGCCAAGGUGGAUUUCGACCUGCUGCAGGAGAACCUGGGUCAGAUGGAACGCCGCUGCAAAGCAUCGUGGGACCACCUGAAGGUGAUCGCCAAGCACGAGAUGAAACCGCAGCUCAAGCAGAAGAUGUCGGAUUUCCUCAAAGACUGCGCCGAGCGAAUCAUCAUCCUCAAGAUCGUCCACCGAAGGAUCAUCAAUAGGUUCCAUUCCUUCCUUUUAUUUCUGGGCCACCCGGCGUACAGCGCCAGAGACGUCAGCGUGCACAGGUUCAGUAAGAUCCUCAGCGAGUUCGCUCUGGAGUACCGGACCACCCGAGACCGCGUGCUGCAGCAGAAACAGAAACGAGCCGACCACCGCGAACGGAACAAAACGCGAGGGAAGAUGAUCGUGGACGUGGAGAUGGACGCGACAGUGAGUUGUGAAGCCACCGUGGCCCCUUCGCCACAAGCUCAGUCCGAUGACGAAGAGGAGAGCGAGAGGCCACAAGGUCUGGGCCACGCAGAAGACGCGGCGGAACACGAGCACAUGAAAGCCGUGCUGAGAACGAGCCUAAGCUGCGGCGGCGACAAGGACGGCAGCGCUGUACCGGGCCUGCGGACGCGCACUCGAUCACGACCAGGACGGGGAGGUGGCAGCAUGCGAACGCGGACCCCGGCCGUGGAAGAGGCUCAGGUGUGCGGAGACGACGCGGCGGAUGAAAUCAUGGAACGCAUCGUGAGGUCCGCCACUCAGGCUCCAGGAAGUAGACCGCAACCGCGCGAGAGGAGGAGGUCAAGGGCCAACCGGAAAUCAUUGAGGCGGACCUUGAAAAACGGUUUAACCCCAGAGGAGGCGUUGGCGUUGGGUUUAACCGAUUCCGGCGAGCCGCAGAUGUAAUAUGGUGGUCUAACGUGGUCGCCGUUUGCCUUUGCUACGCAAUCUUCUCAUUGCACCAAGCGGAAGCUCCGAGUUUCUGUCAGCUGCUAACCUUGCCGGAUGUGUCUGAGUGAUGAAGUCAGUGUUGUUGUCGUUUUAUUUUUUUUGGAGUGCUGCACAAUGACAAUCCUCCUGAGAAUGCGGUGAAGGAAGGAAGGAAAGGAGGAAAAGCGAUGCUGUCGUUCAGGUUAAUUGGAAUAUCUGUUAUUUAAAGACAACGCCAUUACUCCUAUUUAAGCUGUGAACUGAUGACCCAAAGAUGAACUUUCACCCAGUUCCAAAGUACCUAAAAUCAACACAGAAAAGGCAAACCUGAAAUGAUAAUUUUGUGUAAGUACAAAUGGUUGCUCCCGGCAACCGAGGGUCUUUAAUUGGCUGUGUGCCUUUCAACCAAAAAAAGAAAAAAAGGGAUAAUGUUGUUUGCUUUCUUCAUCUGCUUCUGUUUCCUGUUAACUUCCUCAGUGUUGCAAACAGUUCCUUUUUCUUUUUGGGUGAAAAUGUUCUCAGUAUUUAUUUGAAAGCUCUCACUCUUAUUUUGUAAACUUUUUGCACCUUACGAAGUCACUCUCAGUAAAGGAAGUUUUUAUUUUUGAGGAACUGUUUGUAAAGUGUAAAAAGACUUUUUUUUUUUUUUUACAAUUAUUAAAGUCGCAGCAAAGACUGCAUGUGACAUGUACUUGCCCUGUUACAUCGGUGUUAAUGGUGUGCUUGUGUAGUGCAGUUCAAGUUAUUUUAUAAUAUAUGUAGAAAGUUGUAUUAUAGUUGGAGCAGAAUUAACAGAAGAGUAAAUUUGUAAGAUAUAAAACUGUAGAUUUGGUCAAAUAGAGGGAAGUAUUAUUUUCAUGGAGUUAUUCCUCGCUGCUUUUGCUUUCAAAGCGUGUUUUUUUUUUCUUUUCUUUUUAAUAUAUCGAGCUGAAGGAAAUGAGGGCCCUUCGCAACCUGGGAAACAUCACCAUGAAGUCCAAUUGUCUCACUUGAAAUGCUGUUUGUAAAUGAUCUACAGGAAUGAAAAUAAAAUAAAUAAAAACA
Molecule: messenger RNA, 6206 nt
Organism: Syngnathus acus (greater pipefish)
Lineage: Eukaryota; Metazoa; Chordata; Actinopteri; Syngnathiformes; Syngnathidae
Product: FH1/FH2 domain-containing protein 3-like
Exons: 29
Coding region: 297-5138 (1613 amino acids)
Biological process (GO): cardiac myofibril assembly; cortical actin cytoskeleton organization; actin filament network formation
Cellular component (GO): cytoplasm; cytoskeleton
Molecular function (GO): actin filament binding
Source: RefSeq, a predicted model, not a curated record